This is a messenger RNA of Cyclopterus lumpus (lumpfish), 2154 nucleotides long. It is a transcript of the gene mlnr, whose product is annotated as motilin receptor. The coding region runs from base 441 to 1520 and encodes 359 amino acids. The transcript is spliced from 4 exons. Gene Ontology annotation, biological process: G protein-coupled receptor signaling pathway. The record is from RefSeq and is a predicted model, not a curated record. Gene Ontology annotation, cellular component: plasma membrane. NCBI's taxonomy places the organism in Eukaryota, Metazoa, Chordata, Actinopteri, Perciformes, Cyclopteridae. Gene Ontology annotation, molecular function: G protein-coupled peptide receptor activity.
GGAUAAUGUUUGGUCUCAAUCUGGCUGGGACUUCAGAGGUCAACGCUGCUGACAGCAUUGCGUCUGGAUGUGACAAACCCUGUGAAAUGGAAGCUUCUGGAGUAGGAGAGAAGAGUUCCUGUUCACUGCACAAGCACACCUAAGUGGUGUAACAGAACAGAGGUGGAGGGGGUUCCCUCAAAUCGUAUUGCCUCCAUCUUAUGCCUUUUACCGACAUCUGUCCAGUCGUCAUUUGAUUAUGAAGAUUACUUCGACACACACACAGCAGACAACCUCCCUGUUGCUCAGCGUACUGUGGAGGAGGUGCUCACUUCUCCGUCCUUCACCAGAGCACCGACUGGUUAUUGAGCAUUGGGGACCGGCUCUGCAUCGACACACAGCAACACAACAGAGAGCAACAAAGUUCAAAGCUACUUGAGUCCUGAUUUCACAAGGAAGGCAUGCCCUGGACCAGACCACAGGUGGACCUUCAUGCUGCUGCAGCGGAGGCCAUGGACCAGUACAGCAUAGUCGACCACCACUAUGAGGGCUCCCUGUUUCCCACCUCCACCCUCAUCCCCGUCACGGUCAUCUGCAUUCUCAUCUUCAUCAUCGGGGUGACGGGCAACACCAUGACCAUCCUCAUCAUCCAGCACUUCAAGGACAUGAAGACCACCACCAACCUCUACCUGUCCAGCAUGGCGGUAUCUGACCUCAUCAUCUUCCUCUGUCUGCCCUUUGACCUGUACCGCCUGUGGAAGUACGUGCCCUGGCUCUUUGGGGAGCCAGUGUGCCGCUUCUAUCACUACAUCUUUGAGGGCUGCACCUCUGCCACCAUCCUUCACAUCACGGCCCUGAGCAUCGAGCGCUACCUGGCCAUCAGCUUCCCCCUCCGGAGCAAGGUGGUGGUGACCAGGCGCAGGGUCCAGUACAUCAUCCUCGCCCUGUGGGUUUUCGCCCUGGUGUCCGCAGCUCCCACACUCUUCCUGGUUGGGGUGGAGUAUGACAAUGACACCCACCCAGACUACAAUACAAGGCAGUGCAAGCACACCAACUAUGCCAUCAGCUCCGGGCAGCUGCACAUCAUGCUGUGGGUGUCCACCACCUACUUCUUCUGCCCCAUGCUCUGCCUCCUCUUCCUCUACGGCUCCAUCGGGUGCAAGUUGUGGAAAAGCAAAAAUGACCUGCAAGGUGCUUUGGCCCGUGAACGAUCACACAGACAAACAGUCAAGAUCCUGGUGGUGGUGGUGCUGGCCUUCAUCAUCUGCUGGCUGCCUUACCACAUCGGCAGGAACCUCUUCGCCCAGGUGGACAACUAUGACACGGCCAUGCUGAGCCAGAACUUCAACAUGGCCUCCAUGGUGCUCUGCUACCUCAGCGCCUCAAUCAACCCCGUCGUCUACAACCUCAUGUCUCGGAAGUACAGGGCUGCAGCCAAACGCCUCUUCCUGCUGCACCAGCGGCCUGGACAGGCCCACCGCGGUCAGAGGCAGCUGAGCGACCACAUCUCCACCCUGAAUGAAAGCCUGACUGGGGUGUGAGGGGCCUCAGCACACUCUUGUGCAAUGUUUUUUUUAUUCACAGUCUUGUUUGAGUCCGCCACCAACAGAGAGUUUGCAGGCUUUCUUCCAAGUUCAGCAGCUAAAGAGGAAACUUGAUGACGAUGUGUAGUGGAGCGAUGUUUCUUUGAGGGGGAAAGCAGGGCUGAGAGCUCCACUGCAUGUCAAUGCAAAUUUAGAUUUACUAUUCAGUGGCAUUUUGUUCAAAGAGACUGGUUGAUGAAUUCCAACACGUGUCACAUUCAAUUUCUUUUGCUGUUUGUGAGCAAAAUAACAAUAUAUUUACGUUGUCCUGUUUUAGUGUAACACCUCAAGGGAGAAAAAAACCUAUACAUUGUGUGCCGCUGCAUGUUUCGGCUUGCUUGGUGUCUGCGCUUAUCGAACAUGUGCACUGUUUCAGUUCACAAUUACCAUCAAUCCACAGCCCUGAUUAUUAGCUUGCCACAUUUGAAAAGACUGAUCAUUUAUAACGUUGUAAGAUUGGAUUGGUUUAAUGUAUGGUGUGCAGUUAUCGUACGGUUUGUCUGUUGCUCCCAUAAACCAAGAAAAACAAAACAAGUGAAGCUGUGGUCCAUUAAUUGUGCAGGUCUGACAUUGGGUGUUCCGGUAUUUGUGU